Molecule: messenger RNA, 2583 nt
Organism: Fonsecaea multimorphosa CBS 102226
Lineage: Eukaryota; Fungi; Ascomycota; Eurotiomycetes; Chaetothyriales; Herpotrichiellaceae
Exons: 2
Coding region: 1-2583 (860 amino acids)
Cellular component (GO): Set1C/COMPASS complex
Source: RefSeq, a predicted model, not a curated record
AUGGCUUUCGCACUCUCCGAACUUCUCAACCCCGAACCUGCUACCGAUCCGAUUUCUGCAGGUGGUGCCCACGUCAACGCUGAGUCGCAUGGGAUGGACACCGCGGAGCCGCCUUCAGCGUACUUUGCCCCCGAACUUUUCCAGCCCAGCGAUGAUGCGCCGCACCAUCAAGAUACCCUCCCCUCCGGUGCGCAAAAUAAUGACCUUCCAAUGGACGAUGUCUCCCUCUUUAAGGAGAGCGAGCAUAUGGUCGGUCUCGAUGGGUCGAACGAUGAAGAUCACAUUAAGCAGGAGGCGAUGGACAUAGGCUACCCUCCUUUGGAUGAAGAGUCAAACAUUGCGGUCGACUCUUCCCUCAUGGAUAUGGUAGAGGAAAAUCUCUACGCUGAAGAUGCUCCGGCGAAAGCGACACCAGAGAAGACCCCGAAACAGCGAAAACAUCCUGGCAAGUCGCGAAAGGCCGAUCCAGAAGCUCCGCCUCGCUCCUCGAUUCACUCGUCCAAGAAUGAAGGCCAGCACACGGAUCGCAGAUAUUUGUGUUACUUGUGCAACAAACUGUUCACUAGACGUCGCUCCGUUCGAGAUCACAUUUCGAAAAUUCAUAACACGAAAACGUGGGAACCGGUGCGCAGUUUGGAAAUCAUUGUCGAACCUUCGACCGGAGAGCCUCUGGAACCUCUCGAUGAUAUCAUUGCGAGAGGGCCCCCUCCUCCGCCCCCUAAACUGAGUAAAGCGGAAAAGGCGAAGAGGACAGCAAAACGAGAUGAAGAGGGAGAAGAUGAUGAUGAGGAGCUGCACCCAGGGGACAUUGGCGAAGAAGAGGAAGAAAAGAAACAAGAUGAUGAGGAGGAGAUUUUGUAUGUUGCGCAGCCCGUCGUUGAUUCGUCUUUGCUACCGACUGGUACCGCUUCAACUUUGAAGAGAGUGCCGUCUAUCGCAGGGUCACGGGCAUCAUCCGCAGAACCGUUUGUUACUCCAGCACCUCUCGCAGGCAAAAAGCGACCAGCCCCCGAUGACCCUGCGAAACUGCUUUCUGCCGCCGCGAGGAAGAAAGGCACAGCCAAGGUUAAGAGCACAUCGAACAAGAAAGCGAGGCUGAGCGAGUCCGGCCAAAGUCCACCUGCAGGAAGAUCGAACUUCCGCUCGCCUAGCGCUACUCCCAGCACGAACCAUCUGAAGUUGGGGCCCUCAAAACUGAAAACGCAAACUUCGGCUGCAAGUGUGAAGUCAUCACCCACACCUGGUUCAUCUCGCGCUGCAUCACGAGAGAUCGGUUCGCCAUCUCCUUCAUUUGCAGAUACGUCAUCGAGCUCUAAUGAUGAUGGGGAGGUCUUCUGUAUAUGCCGAAAAGGAGAUAAUCAUACAUGGAUGAUUGCUUGUGACGGCGGCUGCGAUGAGUGGUUCCAUGGAAACUGUGUCAACAUUAAGGAACGAGACGGCGAGCUGAUCGACAAGUAUAUUUGCCCAACUUGUACGAAACCGGGUCUGCAGACCACGUGGAAACGAAUGUGCCGGCGCAAAGAUUGCAGGAAGCCUGCUCGUGUUACCCAGGUCCCUCCUAGCAAAUACUGCUCUGAUGCCUGCGGGCGAAUGUUCUUUGUGGAACUGGUGCAGAGAGGGGACCCUCAGGCUCAGACCAGUAAGGAUGGUCAGUACAUCAUUGAAGGACCGCCUCUAAAGAAGCAUCGGAAGAAGCAGAAGAGAAGAGAGAAACCUGCGAAGCAGCUCCUCAACCUGGUCAACGGCGUGGAUCCCGACAGUCGACUCGCCACGCCAGCAUAUAGCGACGAAGAAAAGACCGAAUAUGAAACUGACAGCAGUCUCGACGAUGAUAUGCUUCCCAAUCGGGGAUCCGCAUUGCGAGCUGGCGAAAUCAAAGCCCUUAUCGAGAAAUGCAAGGACAUUGAGCAACUAAAAGCCUUGGGCAGGAAACCCGACACCCCGCCUCGGGAGAUUGACAUUAACAUGGCCGAUGCGGACUCGAAGCCAACAGCACCACCGGAUCUAGAAUAUGAUGACUUGGAAACGAGCAAAAUGGCCAAUAUCACAGACGAAAAGCAACGACUAAAGGUGCGAUAUGACAUGCUCCUCGCACGAGAAAAAUUCCUGGAGCUUGUCAAAGCUCGAUCGUCGACUAUAGUCGAGGAAUUCCGAAAGACACACCCGAAAAUGAAAGAUCUGUGUGGGUUUGAUCCCAGGAUGUCGUGGUCCGAUGAGGAGUUUGCGACAUGGUACGAUCACAAUGGCGGACGGGCAAUUAUCGAUGCUGGAGCUGAGGGGAGGAUUGGACCGCCCGAAGAAGUACCCAAUGAUGAGGGAAGUACGAAACUUCCCAAUGGCGACGCUGCGCACUCCCAAAGCCCAGUCGUGAACGAGGAAGAAGAGGAAAACGACAACAUGCCGAAGAAGGGCGGCGUCUGUAUCAAGAACCGAUGUCCGCGACAUCGAAAUUGGGCUAAGGGCCAGCUUGCAGAGGUGCGGUUCGAACAGGAUCUAGUCAGGAGGGCUAUCCAGAGGUGUGAGGCACAGGAAGGGGAGAUUAGAGGCAGGGCUGUUGUUCGGGCUUGGGAAAAGAGAGGUUGA